Molecule: messenger RNA, 1311 nt
Organism: Phytophthora nicotianae INRA-310
Lineage: Eukaryota; Oomycota; Peronosporomycetes; Peronosporales; Peronosporaceae
Product: chaperone DnaJ
Exons: 2
Coding region: 45-1214 (389 amino acids)
Biological process (GO): protein refolding; response to heat
Cellular component (GO): cytoplasm
Molecular function (GO): Hsp70 protein binding; ATP binding
Source: RefSeq, a predicted model, not a curated record
ACGUGGACUUCUAGAAGUGAACUAAAGGCUGGUGGUGGAUCACCAUGGCUGUGCGACGACGGAGCCCCUUGUUGCUGCUGGUACUGGCGCUACUGACGUUCGUAAGCGACGUACACGCGUUUGGCUUCAACUUUGGCUUCGACGGGGUCCACCACGAGCACCACCACGAGCACGAACAUGAACAUGUCGACUUCUACGAGACUUUGGGGUUGACUAUGGAGGCGUCUGAGGCUCAGAUCAAGAAAGCCUACCGCAAACUGAGCCUUAAAUACCACCCAGACAAGAACAAAGGCGACGAGGAAGCUGAGAGCCGCUUCCACGAGAUCUCGCGCGCCUACGAAGUGCUAUCGGACCCGCAGAAGCGCCAAGUGUACGAUCUGGAGGGCUUUGAGGGCCUCGAACGCGAAGAGAAGUCGGGUGGACGCCCUUCUAGUCCAUUUGACGCCUUUUUCGGUGGCGGUGGCAAACAGCGUGGCCCUGACGCUGCCGUGGACAUGCCCGUGACGCUAGAGGAGCUCUACAACGGGGCCAAGAAGCAGGCACAGUUCGCACGCAAUGUCAUCUGCCGCAAGUGCCGCGGUACUGGAGCUAAAGGAGGUAAAACGACCACAUGCAAGACGUGCGGUGGCUCUGGACACGUGCUGGUGGAGCAAAAGAUGGGACCGGGAUUCACUGUGCAGAUGCAGCAGCCGUGCCCCAAAUGUGGCGGACGCGGCAAGACUUUCAAGGAGGCGUGUCCGUUCUGUCAUGGCAAUAAGGUCGUAAAGGAGGACAAGGUGCUGGCAGCAGAGAUCGAAAGGGGCAUGCCAUCUACGCAUCAGAUUGUCUUCGAGCGCGAGAGUGAGCAACGGCCUGGCAUGGUGCCGGGCGACGUCAUCUUCCGACUGCACCAGGUGCCCCACAACCGCUUCCGCCGCGCGGGUGACGAUCUGCACUACGACCUGGAGAUCUCUCUGGAGGAGGCGUUGCUGGGCUACAAGAAGCCCAUGAAGCAUCUGGACGACCGCACUGUUGUGCUCAAGAACUCGAAGGUGACAACGCCCUUCGAGGUCCGCACAGUGGAGGGCGAGGGCAUGCCUGUGCACAACUAUCCUUCCCAACACGGCAACCUGCACGUGCAUCAUGAGAUCCAGUUCCCGACGAAGCUGUCGGCCGAGCAGAAGGACCUUGUGAAGAAGCUACUGCCUGAAGACCCCGUAGUGGCAGUGGAAUGAAAAUCUGCUAGAUCAACUUCAAUGCGAAAAAGGAAACUUUCAUUCUAUUGGUAGAAAACCAGUGAUUAUCAAGUUGGGUUGAUAAUUUCUUGUCGUG